UCCUCCUCCGCUGGUGCUGCUGCCACCACCAGGUUCUCUCCGCUCAUGGUUUGCUUACUUUCCUCCUGAACUUUCCUCUCAGAGCUCAUGUUGUCUCAGCUUUUGGAGAACUUGCUCCUGCAGGAUGGACUGAAACACCUCCCCUGUUAAGGGUGCGGAUACUUCAAAGAGAAAGCGCGUGUUGUGUUUUCCUGUUCAAAGAGCGCGCGACCUGCUUUUCCCCAUCAUGGAAGAGGACGACAGGCAUCAGGAGAACGGGAUCCACGUCUCUAAGGACUCGGACCGACAGCAGCGGCUCAGGCUCUGCGUUCUCAACGAAAUCCUGAACACAGAGAGGGACUAUGUCCGGACGCUCCUCUUCCUUCAGUCGGCUUUUUUGCACAGGAUUAGACAAAUUCCAGAUGACCAACAGUGUCUUUCCCCUGAACAUGUCAAGAUCCUGUUUUCAAACAUCGAGGACAUCCUGGAGUUGCACAAAGAGGUGUUGUCCGCAGUGGAGGCCAGCUUGCACCCCGAACCCCAUCCUAACCACUCGCUGGGUCACGUGUUUCUGCAGUUUAGGCAGAGUUUCUCAGUGUAUGGCGAGUACUGCAGUAACCACGAGAAGGCUUUGCGGCUUCUAAUGGAGCUAAACAAGAUUCCCAACAUAAGGACAUUUCUACUGCACUGCAUGCUGCUUGGAGGAAAGAAGAGCACAGACAUUCCCCUGGAGGGUUACCUUCUCACUCCAAUUCAGAGGAUCUGCAAGUACCCUCUGCUGCUGAAGGAACUACUUAAAAGGACUCCUAAGAAGCAUUCAGAUUACCCUGCUGUGGAGGAGGCUCUGCAGGGUAUGAAGGCUGUUUGCUCCAACAUCAAUGAGACCAAGAGGCAGAUGGAGAAACUGGAGGCUCUGGAACAGCUGCAGUCCCACAUCGAAGGCUGGGAGGGAACCAACCUGACAGAUAUCUGCACGGAGUUGCUCCUUCAUGGAAAUCUUCUCAAAAUCUCAGCAGGCAACAUCCAGGAGCGAGUCUUCUUUCUGUUUGACAACCUUUUGGUUUACUGCAAAAGGAAGUCCAGGGUAUCUGGAAAGAAGUCCACGAAGAGGACCAAGUCUAUCAACGGGCCUCUCUAUGUGUUCAGAGGUCGGAUCAACACAGAAGUGAUGGAGGUGGAAAAUGUGGAAGAUGGAACAGCUGACUAUCACAGCAACAACUACACAGUAACAAAUGGCUGGAAGAUUCAUAACACAGCGAAGAACAAGUGGUUUGUCUGCAUGGCCAAAAACGCAGAGGACAAGCAGAAGUGGCUGGAUGCCAUCUUGAGGGAACGGGAGCAGAGAGAGAGUCUGAAGUUGGGAAUGGAGAGAGAUGCCUAUGUGAUGAUAGCGGAGAAGGGCGAGAAGCUCUACCACAUGAUGAUGACAAAAAACAGGCACCUGAUAAAGGAUCGGCGCAAGAAGCUCAGCAUUGUGCCCAAGUGCUUCAUGGGAAAUGAGUUUGUGUCGUGGCUGAUAGAAAGCGGAGAGAUCAGCAACGCUGACGAGGGAGUGAACCUGGGACAAGCCUUACUGGAAAAUGGCAUCAUUCACCACGUGUCGGACAAACACCAGUUCAAGAACGAGCAGGUUUUAUACCGCUUCCGCUACGACGAUGGCACCUACAAGGCCCGCAGUGAGAUGGAAGACAUCAUGUCAAAGGGCGUCAGGCUUUACUGCCGCCUUCACAGCCUCCACACUCCCAUCAUCAAGGACAGAGACCACCACUUGAAAACCUUUAAAUCUGUUCUGCCUGCUUCCAAACUGGUGGACUGGUUAAUCUCACAGGGAGACUGCUCUAACAGGGAGGAUGCGGUGACCCUGGGCGUGGGGCUUUGCAACAGUGGCUACAUGCACCACGUUUUAGAGAAGAGCGAAUUUAAAGACGACUCCCAGUUCUUCCGCUUCUAUGCCGACGAAGAAACUGAGGGAACUGGCACCAAGAGCAAGCAGCUCCAGCGAAACGACUUCAAACUCAUAGAAAACGUCCUAGCCAAGUCCCUUGUGAUUCACCCCGAGGAGGAAGACUACGGCUUCGAAAUCGAGGAGAAAAAUAAAGCAAUUGUGGUGAAAUCUGUCACCAGGGGCUCACAUGCGGAGAUGGCCGGCCUGCAGGUGGGCAGGAAGAUCUACACCAUCAACGAAGACCUGCUGUUCCUCAGGCCCUUCUCAGAGGUGGAGGCCAUGAUCAACCAGGCCUUCUGCAUACGACGCUCUCUGCGGCUGCUGGUCGCCACCAAAGCCAAGGAGAUCGUAAAGAUCCCCGACAACCCAGAGAGCCUCUCCUUCAGACUCUCUGGAUAUGAGCCGCCACACGUCCACGCGGUGAGAAAAGGCUGGGAGGCGGCUGCUGCAGGUCUCCAACCAGGCCAAGUUGUCCUGAAAGUCAAUGGGAACAACGUGAACCGCAGUGAUCACCAGGAGGUCCUGGAGCACUUCAGCGCUCAGCACUCUCACCAGGAGCCCCCUCAAGCAUGUCUCUGGGUUUAUCGUGCUUUUGAGGAUGUGGAGGAGCUACAAAGACCAAGCAGUGCAGGUGAGAAGGAGGAGAGCCCCUUUAGGCCUUACCCCGUGGAGAACGGCUCAAGCCACGAGGAGGGUAGCACCGCUAAUGGAACAGAUCACAGGCUCUGUAGACUUUCCCUCUCCAAUGAUCUGCCUCUGGUCAGCCUGACUGUUGAUAAUGUCCACCUGGAACAUGGAGUGGUUUACGAGUACGUGAGCACUGCAGGGGUAAAGAGCCACGUCUUGGAGAAGAUGGUGGAGCCCAAAGGCUGCUUCGCCCUGACUGCUAAGAUCCUGGAGGCGUUUUCUGGUGACGACAGCCUCUUUGUACGUAACUGCAGCCAGCUCAUCUCUCAGAGCGAUCGAGUUGUUACCAUGCCUCAGUACGAGUUCAGACAGAUCUGUGACACAAAGCUGGAGAGCAUCAGGCGGCGCAUCAGCAGCUAUCAGCAGUUCGCCAAGGAGCUGAGAAAUAAGGUGUGGCCCUCCUUCAGACAGGCUGGCGUUCGCCCUCACCCACUGGGCUGCAUGGACUUUGUUCCUACCAACUGCCACGUGAACCUGAUGCAGGUUUCCUACCCAAAAAGCACCACCUCCGCCGGCAGGACUUUCAGUAUCCGCUUUGGUCGCAAGAACUCCCUUUAUGGCAUGGACCCAGACCAAGCACAACUGAACCCUAUGUCACACACCCAGCAUUGCGUGACCAGCAUGGGCGCUCCUUCCUGGAGCUGCUCUGGGUUAGAAGGAGAUGAGGCAGAUGGCAGCAGGGAGGAGACCCUGGACGGAGGGGAGUGUGUGACGGACGGUCGGCAGGGGGUCCAUGGAGAAGGUGGGCUGAGUUUCCUGCUCAAACAGGAAGACACAGAGACGCAGGACGCCUACAUUUACCUCUACAGCCGCUUGGAUGUUGCAGUGAGGGAAAUGAAGCAGUAUGUCGCUCAAAUAGAUGUCCUCCUGUCAUCAAUCACUGAACCCACGCAGCUUGAAGGGGAGAGUGGAGAGCCUCCUGCUGACGAGACUGGUCAGCCGCCAUCUCUGGCCCCCUGCGAAGACGGCUGUGAUCAGGACAAGGCGGAGCAAGGCGGCAUCAAAAAAGUUUGCUUUAAGGUGAACGAAGAAGACCAGGAGGACUCUGGGCACGAUACCAUGAGCUACAGGGACUCCUACAGUGAAUGCAACAGCAACAGGGACUCGGUUCUGUCCUACACCAGCGUUCGAAGUAACAGCUCUUACCUGGGGAGUGACGAGAUGGGAUCAGGUGACGAGCUGCCUUGUGAUAUGAGGAUUUCCUCCGACAAACAGGACAAGCUGCAUGGCUGCCUCGAGCACCUUUUCAACCAGGUUGAAUCAAUCAACUGCCUCCUCAAAGGAUCUGUUAUGACUAAGGCCUGUGAUGAGACCAAGCACUUUUAUUCUGACCACAGUCAGCCAGAGUUUCGUCAAACAGAUGACUGGACUGCCCGCAGUCGUUAUAUCAUCCACAAGAACAUCCAGGAGGACCCGUGGAACCUGCCCCACUCAAUCAAAAACCUGGUGGAGAGCCUGCAGCGAUUUGUAGACGAUGGGAAGAACCAGCUUCUUCUGGCUCUGCUCAAAUGUACAGACACGUCCUUGCAGCUCCGUCGGGAUGUGAUCUUCUGCCAGGCUGCGACUGGUGCCCUCUGCACGCUGGCUGAGCAGCUGCUGACCGCCCUGCGCUCACGGUUCAACAACGCUGGAGAAUACCAGGAAGACAGCAAGGAGACCAGCCGCAAGUGGCUGGAGCAAAUAUCCGUCAUUGGUGUUUUGCUUCACUUUCAGUCCACACUUGCACCACACCUUAAAGCGGAGCGCACCAUGCUGGAAGACACCAAGGCAGCCCUGUUGGACUUGGACAAAGUCACUGUGUUCUUCAGGCCGCUGGAAGACGAGUGUCUGGUCGCAAACACACCUGUGUGCUACCAGGUGGAGGGCAGCCGGCAGGCCCUGAGGGUCACCAUGUACCUGGACAGCUGUCACUUCAGUGAGCUGCCCAGUCGGCUACAAAACGGAGGCAGUCUGAAGCUACACACCGUCCUGUUCUCCAGAGCCCUGGAGCGUCCAGAGGGAACAUCCUCGCAGGAGAACGUGGACAUGGUGGAGUUCCAGCAGCGCAUCAAUGCCGUAUCGCUGGAGAAGGUCAAGGCGUAUUACCGCAAACUCAGGGCUUUCUAUUUGGAGAAGUCUAACCUACCUACAGACUCCAACUCUACAGCGAUGAAAAUAGACCAGAUACUGGGCGUUGAAGUUAGAGACCUUCAGCCAAGCAUUUCCAAACUGCUGAGACCCCUCAACACACUGGAUGACCUCUGUCGACUAAUGCAGUCAUAUGUCAACGUGCGUCCGAGCGCCCAGGGCCACCCGUCAGGCGUCAGCGUGCUGUGUGUGUCCUCCGAACUGUGUAACCGCCUGGGAGCCUGCCACAUCACCAUGUGUGGAACCGGCCUGCAGAGAUGUUCCCUGAAUGUGACCCUGGAGCAGGCAAUGAUCCUGGCCAGGAACCAUGGCCUUCUGCCGCGAUGCAUCAUGCAGACCAUGGACAUAAUGAGGAAACAGGGGGCUAGAGUGGAACUUUCUGCUAAAAAUCUCAAAGUAAUGGACCAGAUGCCUCCUUCAGCUCCAAGGCUCUUCAAGUUGUGUUUGCCUCCCUCAGAUGGAGAUCUCUAGAAACGCUUCAAAAAAUCAUAUUUCUUGGAUCGUGAAUGCAGAGGAUGGGUUUUAUUAUCAUCUCUUCUUCUGUCUGACACUGCCAGUACAAACAAGGACCAUCUCAGCGUAUACACCACCAGUGUCCUCAGUAAAAGCUUAUAAAGACUGCUCACACACCAGACAAGGGAUGAAGGACCAACUAAACAGACACUUAUGGCCAGAGACCAAGGACUGGUUAUGUAAACUUUAUUCUGAAAGUAUUAUUGUGUUUGCCGUUUUCUGACAUAUAGCUCGCCAUUUUUGAUUAACAAAUGGUGGGCAGGCAAUGUUCUCAGUGAUUAUGCUCACAAACAAGCGGUGUUGUUAACUGGAUUAACACAACUACCUGUAUCUGACCAACGUCGAUCGUACCCAUUUUGCCUUGGACUGCAAUCUCCAGAAAGCUGCCUCAUUCUGUCUGCAUCCUCCAGGGUCCCCCAGGGCUCAGCGUUCAGACCACAGGUGAAGAAGAACAUUUUAGCAUGCUGGUAGAUGCAGAAAGACAAAAAAAAUGGACAGAGAUGGAAGUAGAGACCGAGAGAGGGGGGCUGACUGUUUAUUUCUAUUUUUUUUUAUUUUCAGCCCAUUGCAUGUGGUUACUGUGCAAUUACUGUAGGCUUAGUGUAAGUACUGUAUUAAUGCAAAAAAUGAAGGAUAGCUAUUUAUUAUAUCCAGAAGGAGCUUUUUUUUAUCACUUACUUACUCUAUAUCAGGUAUUAAAGAGUCUAAAAGCAUUCCAGCUUGCAUAAUGAUCAGUAUUUAAUGGACCAAUGGCAUGCCAUUUUUUUUAAAGCUGUAGCUGCUUGUGUGUUUCUUUUUAUUUAAUUAUGUGAAAUUGGAUUUUGUCAAUAAUUGUUUGAUUAAUAAUCAGGGCAUGUAACUUAUGGAGCAACUAAAGCUAGCUAAUGCAAAUCGAAAUAAAGGAAAAACAAAGAAACCAAGUCAAAAAGUUAAGUAUGAAUCAUUUGAAAUAUUAAUAUAUUAAUCUAAGUGUACUUGUAAGUUUGCCUCAUUUUUUUUUCUAAAAUCUGAAUUUUAAAUUGGGUUUUAAUGUUUUCCUGUGUACUAAAGUGUUUUGAAAGAACCACGUGAUUGGUCCAUUCAGUGUUAGCACGAAGUACUGUAAUCAGUUUUAGGUUGAAAUUAAAAAAAGGGAUUUUUGUGAGGACUGAAACACAGUUAGUUUACUGGAGAUUUUAUUUUCUUGUAAAUAAAGGCAUGUAACAUUGUCAGAGCUUAAGAUAGUGCUGGUGAUACAGCAGCAGAGUUAUGCUAUAAAUUAUAUUGGAUUAUUUUUUAUGGAAAUAAUAUAGUCUAUGAAAAAAUAUUUUGUAUUGAUGCAUUUGAAGAGGCGCUGCCUGUCUGCUUCUAGCAUCACCUCAUCUGCAGCUUGUUUUGUUGACUGUGCUACAUGCACACCCAGAGCCUCUUACACUGCUUUUCAUACUCCCAUAUCUGUUUACUUGAAAGCAGCCUGACUCCAUAUUGGCAUGUUGCUAUAAUCUCAGCUUUCAGUUGUAGCUUGAAUCGUCCAUCAGUUUCCAAAUGGCUUGGAGGUAUUUCUAUCAACAUAUCGUAGCUGUAUGCAUUUUUCUUGUUGCAUCAGUCAUCAUAAACUGUCCGUUUGUGUGCGUCACCAGUUCCAGUUAAUGAGUGCAGCAUGUUGGUGUAAGUGGACAAACACAUUGUCUGAUUCGAAUGCUUUCAUCUGUAUAUAUUCUUUAUUUGCAAUUUUAUUUUGCUUGAAAAUAUCUGUACAAAGAUCUUGUUUUUUGUUGAAUCUUUCUAAAAUUAUUGUAAAUGGUAUCUUAACAAGAUAGUAAAUAAAAUGUUCUCGUUA
Cyprinodon tularosa is the source of this 7070-nucleotide messenger RNA. RefSeq names its product phosphatidylinositol-3,4,5-trisphosphate-dependent Rac exchange factor 1 (gene prex1). NCBI's taxonomy places the organism in Eukaryota, Metazoa, Chordata, Actinopteri, Cyprinodontiformes, Cyprinodontidae. Gene Ontology annotation, biological process: intracellular signal transduction. The coding region runs from base 227 to 5209 and encodes 1660 amino acids. Gene Ontology annotation, molecular function: guanyl-nucleotide exchange factor activity; protein binding. The record is from RefSeq and is a predicted model, not a curated record. The transcript is spliced from 41 exons.